Molecule: messenger RNA, 1631 nt
Organism: Stegostoma tigrinum
Lineage: Eukaryota; Metazoa; Chordata; Chondrichthyes; Orectolobiformes; Stegostomatidae
Product: lipid droplet assembly factor 1-like
Exons: 5
Coding region: 746-1261 (171 amino acids)
Source: RefSeq, a predicted model, not a curated record
CUCCAUUUUAAAGAAGGACACAGCACAUCAAGGAUCAAACAGAAUGGAAAAUAUAUUAACAAUAUUUCUGACAUUACCCUGCUGUACUGCGAGCUCUCUUAAACAGCAGAACACAUUCGUCCGGCCCUCGGAAUCCGGAACAUCGACACCUCAGCUUCCGGGGCUCGGGAUGCAUUUUUAUUUUUGGUUUCUCCGUCGGUUUGUGUCAAAGUGAAAUACGCGGAGGGGACUCAGAGCGGACUGUUCCUCCCCCCACAGACCACAGCUCGAGGCGGCCGGGAGGUGGGGAUGGGGAAUAGCUAGGCCUCAGCGACCCCGAAGGAGGAAGAAGGUGGGUUAAAUGUCGACGUUAUGAGGCCAAGGAUCUGAGUGACUCCUUCGGGCUUCAGCGCUGUCUGUUCCCGGCACCGACCACCGCCAUCGUCCGGUCCCGGAGCCGGUUGCUAAGGGAGGAAGGGGUUUACCUCCCGUUGCUAAGCGAGGCCCCUUCCUCCCGUUGCUACGCGCCCCUCCUCCAGUUGCUAUGCGGGGCCCCGGCGUGGAGGAUGCAUCCAGCUCCCGAGGAGAUGUCUUGGUCUCGGGGAGAUUGAUGACAAAUUGUCCGGGGAUCCAGGGAUUUCCUGUUUAAAAUCUGCAGCGGACCAAUGGGAGUUGACGGAAACAACAAGGCCUUGGAGUUUAGAAGAGUCAAAGAUGAUUUCUAAGAUAUUGUAUCUCCUGUCGCUGAGGGUCCACCUUGCUGGAAAUGAAUGAAAAACCGAGUAAAAUGUCAAACUCUGAAGGGCUACCAUUAGCAAGAGAAAUGCAAGACCUUCAAAAUCGAUUUAAUGCAAUGAUGCAUACAAUCAACGGCAACUCAAAGGUUGCAGCUUUCAUGAGCACCUCUGUGGGUCAGUACCUGGAUGACCACCCUUUCCUUGCAUUACUGUUGCUGAUUUUUACCAUAAUGGCAGCUGUGCCAGUUGGUUUAUUCCUGAUCUUUGCAGUGAUCACAUCCCUCUUGGCUUGCAUUGGUUUCAUUGUGAUGGAAGGUCUGAUGCUGUCGAUAGGUGGUGUUGUCCUGCUCUGUUUUUUAUGUGGGUUAAUUCUCAUAUCCCUGAUCAUCACUUCUUUUCUGGCUAUCUGCUUUUUUACCUUCUCCACAACAAUGAAUUAUUAUCAUAAUUUAAGCACUCCAAAUAAAGAAGAAGAAGCUGUCAGCUAUUCAGCAAUUUCAUGUCCAGAUGAGACUGAAUCCAAAUCUACCCUGAAGAAGGAUUAGAUUGCAAAAUAUUCCUGUAGUUUCUAUUAAGUUGUAUUUAUGUAAAACGACUCUAUUUGCACUAAUCUCCUUUCAUGAAAAGUUAGUUUUUGCUUUCAAUACCUGUUACACUUUUCUCAUCAGCAGAUGUUCACCUUCCUAAUUUUUCAGCAUUUUCGUUUGUAUAAUGUCAUUCUGAAUGAGAACUUUUGUACACUUUAACCUAUGUAUUUUACUAUAAUUACUGUAUAACAUGGAAACCUGGUCAUUAGAUACACAAAGAAUAUACAUUGUAUCUGUAUCAGCAAUGAUUGGAGUUAUACUGAAGCAUUCUAAGUGAUUGUAAUAUCCUCAAUAUAUUAAUAAAACAGAUACUUAAAGCAGUAACAAA